AUGAGUGUUCUUUUAGAAACAACAGAAGGUAAUAUAGUCAUUGACUUGUUUAUUGACCAACAACCGUUAGCAUGCUAUAAUUUCCUUAAACUAUGCAAGUUGAACUAUUAUUUCUUUACACCAUUUUAUAAUUUGCACAAGGACUUAAUAGUGAGCAGCGGAGACCCAGAUUAUCCAGAGAACACAGAUGGGGAUGCAAUUAACAGUUUCGGGGAUGUAAAUGUUAAUAAUACGACAGUGAAGCAGAAUAAGUAUUUACCUGUACCAAACUCACAGCACGAAUAUGUUGAUAAUAGUAUUGGACUAGUGUCGUUCGUUACCAAAAAGGAUACAAAUGGAAAAGAUCUAGUCAUUGGUUCACAGUUUACAAUCAGUCUUACAGAAAAUACAGAAAAUUUGAAGUCAUUCAGCCAGGUAUAUUUUGGUAAAGUGGUAGAGGGAUUUCAGGUAUUGGAGAAGAUCAAUUUGUCGGUAGUUGAGAACUUAGAAACAAGGAGAUUAUUGAAGGAUAUACGGAUUACUCAUACCCACAAUAUUUAUGACCCCUUUCCAGAUCCUAACUUCAUGCAUAAGAAAAAAUCGACGGAGAUGCCCUCUGAUAUACAGAUUGCAAAUAUGAGGAUUCCUGAUUUGGUUUCUGAAGAACUGUUAGAAGAUAGUUCGACAUAUCUGGCGUUAGCAUUGGAGCUAAUGGACGAUUUGCCACAUUAUCAAAUUAAACCUUCGCCAAGAACAUUAUUUGUUGCAAAACUAAAUCCUAUAACUACAUCGGAAUCAUUAAAUAUCAUAUUUAACAGGUUUGGCAAAGUGAUUAAUUGCAAUGUGGUUGCGGAUCAUAAAACAAACAAAAGUUUAUGUUAUGGGUUUGUCGAAUUCGAAGACAAACAGCAGGCAGAUCAAGCUUAUAGUAAAUUGAAGGAUGGUUGCAUUAUUGAUGGCAGAAACGUGGUGAUAGACUUCUCGCAAUCGGUGAAGAAUAUGAAACUACAGAGAUAA
This is a messenger RNA of Debaryomyces hansenii CBS767, 996 nucleotides long. RefSeq names its product DEHA2E11660p. NCBI's taxonomy places the organism in Eukaryota, Fungi, Ascomycota, Pichiomycetes, Serinales, Debaryomycetaceae. The record is from RefSeq and is a predicted model, not a curated record. Bases 1 to 996 code for a protein of 331 amino acids. The transcript has a single exon. Gene Ontology annotation, molecular function: peptidyl-prolyl cis-trans isomerase activity; RNA binding. Gene Ontology annotation, cellular component: nucleus. Gene Ontology annotation, biological process: protein peptidyl-prolyl isomerization.